UUGAAAGAGAUUAUAUUGAAGAAAAUUCAAUCAGCCGAAGAGUUGCCGAUAUUGUCAUAACAGAUACAGCAUGAGCUUAAGAAAUUGUGACAUUGUAUUCAAUAAUCAAGAUAAAACUUAUUAUCCUGGACAAACUGUAAAAGGAAUAGUCAAUUUCUCAUUUAAUUUUCCAAAAGAGAUUCGUGGUAUUUCGAUAAAAUUUGAGGGUGAAGCGACAACAAAAUGGACAAAACGUAAUGGAGGAAAUCGUCGGAGGAGACCUCGAUAUUUCACCGCUACCGAAGAAUUUUUCAAAUUUCAAUACUAUUUGUUAGGUUCACAAACAGGUGAUAGAAUAGAAAUUCCAGCAGGAACGCAUUCGUAUUCAUUUUCAUGUGUAUUACCAUCAACUUUACCAGCCUCUUUUGAAGGAAAGUUUGGCCAUAUACGUUAUACAGUAAAGAUAACAUUGGAUAUACCUUGGGAGUCUAAUCAAGAGAAUGAAACUGCAUUUAUCAUUAUUUCAACAAUAGACUUAAAUUUAAAUCCACAAGUCAAGACACCAAUAGACGUAUCAUUUCGAAAAAAUUUUGGAAGUACCUGUCUUGGGUGUUGUGAAGCUGGUUCUAUUACAAUGAUAGGAUCAUUACCGUAUACCGGUUAUGUUUCUGGCCAAGAAAUUCCUUUAUCUUUAGAAAUUGAUAAUAAUUCAGACGUGGAAUUUGAAAGUAUUCAUGUAGAAUUAAAAAAGAAAAUAUUAUUUCAUUCUCAACGGCCAUCCAGACGCACAAAGAAACUUGUUGAAACAGUUUGGGAACUUAUAAUUCAAUUAAAUGACGGAUUUAUGAAUUCGAAUACCAUUUGUACACCAAUCGCGAUUCCAGCUUUGCCGCCAUCUUUGGAACAUUGUUCAAUAAUUGAUUUAGAUUAUGAAAUUAAGGUAUACGUCAACUUUAAGGGAAUUCGCGGAGGUGCUUAUAUUAAAAUUCCAAUAAUUAUAGGAACGAUUCCAUUAACCAGUUCCCAGCUAGGAGCUACCGCAAUUGGAUUUAUGGUUAAUUCUACAGAAUCAUCGGCACCGCCAGAGACACUAAAUUCCGAUAUUACUUUAGAUCCAGAUGCUCCACCUCCUCCAUAUUGUUCAUUAUACCCGAAUAUGCGUACGUAAAGUUGAAACACGUAGCCAAACAGUAUCUAAGAUAUUCAUUUUUAUCAUAAAUGGGUCGAAAUAAUCAAUAUAAUUUAGUAGUCUGCGAAAAGUUUACCAAAAAAUAAUUCCACCAAUGCCUGGUUAAUUACAGACACAAAAAUUCACAGGCGCAUUAAACUUAUAACAACCCCCACCCCUAUAAAACGGGGUUAUUUCCAUUGUUAUAUUUUAAAAAUUUUCUUCAAGAAACAUACAAAUGUAAAUUUUGGAUACUAAACUUUUAGCUAUACGCUAAUAAGGUAGAACGCCAUCUCGUGUUUUAUUUUGUAUACAGUGGUUUUGUUUCUCCUUAAUUCAUAAGAAUAUUCAGAAAAACGGUAAAAUUGCAAUUCUGGAUUAUUACUGGGUGAGUUUUCACAAUUAACAGCACAACACUUUCAAUUCGAUCGUUUUUACUCAUUUUCUUGAAUAUUAAAUCACUUAUAACAUAUGACAAUGACGUUUUAUCCCGAGAGCUGGUAGACAUUUUAGGGUGAAAAUUUUUGGGUAGCAGGCAUUCUGUAAAUUCGUUAGAUACAUAUCCCAUCAUAUCAUAAUACAAAAAUGCAGACCUGACUGAAAGAUAGCGAUAUCUUUAGAACCCCAACUUAUCACACAUAUAAAAUUUUUUUGUUUCAAAAAAUAUCUUUGAGACAACUUGUAUAACUUAAAUAUUGAAAAAUGAAGACAAUAAACAAGCCAGGCCAUUUGCGAAGGAUUUUAAUCCUGGAAGAUGCUUACAAAACUACUUUUCUUGUAAUUUUCUUAA
Messenger RNA from Chrysoperla carnea, 1937 nucleotides. RefSeq names its product arrestin domain-containing protein 17-like. Gene Ontology annotation, cellular component: cytoplasm. The transcript is spliced from 7 exons. The record is from RefSeq and is a predicted model, not a curated record. Bases 71 to 1147 code for a protein of 358 amino acids. NCBI's taxonomy places the organism in Eukaryota, Metazoa, Arthropoda, Insecta, Neuroptera, Chrysopidae. Gene Ontology annotation, biological process: protein transport.